AAGCCGCAGGCCUGCACCGAGACGGCGGGUCGCGACUCCUGGUAGCUCCGGAUGGCCUCGCCCUCCCGCUCCAUCCCCCACAUCAAGGCACGGGUCACUCUGCUCUGCCCCUCGCCUGUCAAUCACAGUCAGAUCACCACACCUGAGCCGGGAGGGGAUGGUGGGCGGGGCUAGCCUCACCUGUGACGGCGGCCAGGUAGCUGGCGGGCGGCGCCUCGCGGCUCCCCUUGACGAAGCCGCAGUGAGCGAUGCUGUGAGCGACUGAUGCCGUGAUCCGGUUCCUCCGCCAGGAAAACCAGGCUGGGUUGCUUCUCUGGCCGCGGGUCAGAAGCUCCACGCGCUCCGCCUCGCGCCGGUCCAUCUUUGGACCCAGCAGAAGCGGCGCCAGGCCCGGAUCUGGCGAAGAACUGGGCCAAGUGUUCAGACCUGCGACAGACUGCUGCAGUUUGUUUUUUUUCACAUUUCCACGGCCUCGGUUCCGCCGACUUCAGGAAAGGUCUGGGUCCUGACCCGGAUCAUUUCAGCCACUGCGCUGGGAUACUCACCGUCAAGGUCUCCAGAGUCGGAGGCGCAGCCAAGUGAAGACGAGCAGGUGGUUCCGACCUCUGAGCGCACCGGGUCAGAGCUGCGGCGGGGUCGGUGUUGCGCUGGUACCGCCUGGCGCUCGCGACUGGCCUCGGCUGCUGGACCUGGCAUCAGGAUGGAGGGGUGGUACCGGACCUCGGGCAGCAUCCGCGGCGGGGUCGGGUUCAUCCCGCCUGACCCACAGAACCACACAGGUCAGAAGGAGCGCGACAAGGCCGCUCCAUUGUCAGAAGGACCAGCACCUGGACCGGGACAAGAGGACGACCUCGGACGGUCCGGCAUCAGGAUGGAGGGGUGGUACCGGACCAGCUGGGGGGUCGGGCUCGCCAUGUGGACGCCCUGUCAAUCGUUGAAGAAGCCCGGACGGGCUCGUGAGACACCACAACCUCGCUGCCUGUGCGCGCAGCUCCUGGCUUUUGUUUUGAAAGACUCGCGAGCGGAAGUUUCUUCUUUCUCUAUUUCGAGACCAUCGCCAUAAACGGAGUCGCUCCGUGACGCGAGAGCCGUCCUCGCAGACGGUACCGGGACCUGCACGGUACGGCACGGAGGCAGGGACUCCCGCGCUCCGGAGGGAACUGCGCGAACCGCCUUCACGGCCCCGGAAGUGGGAGCUCAGGUUCGUGUCGCCUGACGUCCUCUCAAACGCCGCCGAGGCCCCGGGCGGACCACUGGCCGCGGAGGCCAGCGACAAGGGCGACCCGUCCGUAGCGUGAACUCUCUCAAGAAAGAGGUUCAAGAGGCUCUUAUUGUGAAAAGAGCUGCAACUGGUGUCUUCCGCUGUCCGUCUGCCGUCCGACCGAACUACACGAGUGCAGUCAAAGAAACACGUUUCUGUCCGCUUCCGUUUCUCAUCGUCGCCAUCACCGUGAUACCGGACGGAACCACCUUCCACUGACGGCACCGGGACCCGAGGAGCGGCCCGAAGACUUACCGUCCGACACCGGCUCAGCUUUCGGUUCUGUUUCCGAGGAGGGUCACGUGACGUCCCGUGCUUGUCUGCAGGAGGAGCGCCAGGGGGCGCCAGUCCCGCGGUCAUGUCCGUGUCCCAGAUCGGCUCCGGCCUCUACCUGUCGGACCUGGACGCGGCCCUGAACUGCAGCGUGCUGCGCAGCCGCCGGGUGACGCUCAUCGUCAACUGCAGCGGGCGGGAGGACCUGCGCUACCCGCCGCUGGACGGGCUGCGGGUGCUGCACGUGCCCGUGCCGGACCGGCCGCACGCCCCACUGGACCGGUACUUCCAGCUGGUGUCGGACGAGAUUCUUCAGAACGGCAGCGGGUCCACGCUGGUGCACUGCAGCGCCGGCAGGAGUCGCUCUGCCGCCGUGGUCAUGGCCCACCUGAUGAGGUGUGAAGGCCUCAGCCUCAGUCAGUCGCACCGGCGCCUCCUGGAACGGCGGCCCUUCGUGCGGCCCAACGUGGGCUUCUGGAGGCAGCUGAUGGCCCUGGAGCAGAGCCUGUUUGGCUCCGCCUCGGUUCAGAUGAGCGCCACGCCUGCGGGCGUCCUGCCCGUGCUCCAGGACGCGCCGCCGCGCGAGUGCUGCGUCAACAUGUGAGACAGGAAGUGAGGUCAUCAGAAGGCGGGCUUUUAUUACACAGGACAGAUGGGAGGUGGGCGGGGCUCCGGCCUCAGUACUGGAAGCUCCUUUUGGUCUGGAUGUCGUCCAGGAUCUGCUGAAGCUCCUCGUCCUCGAAGCGACCCUCCAGACUGAGAGAACCACUGUCAAAGUCUGCAGGGAACCCAGGACCCAGGACGGGUCCACCCACCUGGGGAUCAGCGCUUUGGCCUCCUCGGCGGCUUCCGGACACAAGUUGGCCAAACUGGCCAGCUCGAACUUGUGGAGCUUCUUCUGCAGCAGCAGGCUGAGGAGGAGAGAGUGGAGGGUCAGAGGCGGGGCCCAGGCGCGUCAGAGAGAGUGGUCUCCGACAGAGGGAGGGUCUGGGGGGGAGGAGCUAGGGAGUGUGGGACUCCUGAUAUUUUACUGAUGACCAUUUUCAUCCAGGUAUCUGCUACUGAAUAAACUGCUUCACCAUGCUUUGUCUCAUGAGAGGCUGAGGCUGAGGUCACCUGACUGUGCUCCAGCAUGAGAGGAGUGUGUGUGAUCAGGACAGUGUGGGACAGACGCCUGGACGGAAGAGUAGUGAAGAACCAGAAGCGCUCCACACUGGAGCCUGAGUUUGUGGGGACCAACGUCUACCUUCCCCCAAGUGAAGGAAGGAGGAAGCUCAGGAACCUCUGGGACAGUGGUGGGUGAGGAGGAGGAGGAGGAGUGAUGGAGCCAGCCAAUCAGAGGAGAGGAGCGCAUCCUCUGCUCACAGCUCCUCACCCAGGAAAUGAGGAUUCAUCUACGUCGCUCCGAACCAAGGGGAGUCGACACCGGAUCAGGAAUGUGGCGCCAUGGCAACGGGGAGCCCCAGAUGAAGUGAAGUGUGUCAUGAAAGAGUCCGAGCCAGAGAUGGUCUUGGUCUCAGUCUCCACCACUGGAGCUGAGGCUGUGAAGCCAGAGCUCCGGCAGGGUCACUACACUCCUCUGGCAGGGAAGACUUUCUUUCUCAUUUGAACUGCUGGGUUUUUGGUCCACACGCUUGCGAGCAAACAAACAUGUGGGAGAUACAUUAGAGGUGUAUAAUCCUACA
Messenger RNA from Synchiropus splendidus (mandarinfish), 3219 nucleotides. RefSeq names its product dual specificity protein phosphatase 14. Gene Ontology annotation, cellular component: cytoplasm. The transcript is spliced from 2 exons. Lineage: Eukaryota; Metazoa; Chordata; Actinopteri; Syngnathiformes; Callionymidae. The coding region runs from base 1620 to 2138 and encodes 172 amino acids. Gene Ontology annotation, biological process: protein dephosphorylation. The record is from RefSeq and is a predicted model, not a curated record. Gene Ontology annotation, molecular function: protein tyrosine/serine/threonine phosphatase activity.